Triticum turgidum subsp. durum (durum wheat) is the source of this 651-nucleotide messenger RNA. The record is from the annotation of a GenBank genome assembly. NCBI's taxonomy places the organism in Eukaryota, Viridiplantae, Streptophyta, Magnoliopsida, Poales, Poaceae.
AUGGGGGGCUCCUCGGCGUGCGACGGGACUCUGUCACUCGACGAGUUCAACGCCUCAGCGAAGGCCCUGGUCACCAAGUGGAGGGGGAUCGACGUCGACGACGCUCUUCCCGACUGGGAGUGGAGGCCUUGCCGCAAGAUGGGGGUGCCAUCUGAGACGGAGGGGUUCGUAGCCCUGGAAGGAGUGUACCGCAUUGGCGCAGGAGGCCAGGUUGAGGGGAGCAGUGACGACCCUGUCCCUGAUGAUGGUGUAGAGUAUGAUACCUCGGUUCAGAGCUCUAGGGAUAAUGUUCAUCUUUAUGAUUUCCAUAUUGUCUACAGCUUUUCUUACAAAGUUCCGGUGCUAUACUUUCAAGGUCUUCAGUCUGGUGGGCAGCUACUAACUUUAGAUGAGAUAAAAAAGGAUCUUCCUUCUCAUUCGCUUCAGCUGUUAAAUGAAUCAAAGUGGACAUUUAUUACUCGAGAGGAGCAUCCCCACCUAAGUAGGCCAUGGUUCACCCUGCAUCCAUGUGGAACCAGUGACUGGAUGAAGUUGCUUCUUCAUAAACUGGGAGAUAAGGAUCGAUCUCUGCAAUACUUGUCAGCAUGGUUAUCUGUGGCCGGUCAGGCAGUAGGAUUGAAAAUCCCACUUAAGCUUUAUUGCAGUUCAUAG